ACCCAUGAUUAUACUCAUCUGUGAUUAUACCAUGCCUGAAGCCUGAAGGGCCGAUUUCAGCUAAAAAUUUUCAGAGAAAUACUAGAAUUUACAAUUAUGGAAACAUCCCAGAGAUCAGCAGAACCUUCUAAAAUUGCCGAGGAAAGUGAAAACUGUGACGAGAGCAUCAAGGGCUAUGUAGAGCCUAGAUUCGAGUGUCCUAUUUGUCUAACAUGGCUGCGUGAUCCAGUUUUAACAUCCUGCGGCCAUAAGUUUUGUUCUCAGUGCAUUUACACUUGGCUUAAGAAAGAAGGUGCUUGCUGUCCAGUUGAUAGUCAACCUUUGAAGUCUGAAAAUCUUUUCCCAGAUCUUUACACUACUAGAGAAAUAUCUCAGAAACGUACAAGCUGCAUUUAUCAACAAUUUGGUUGUCAAGUAAAAUUAUCUCCUGUGGAUAUGGAAACACAUAUUACUCAAUGCACUUAUAAACAAGAUCUUUCAGAGCCUCAAGUACAAAAUAGCACUAAUGCAAUGUCUGUGGAGUCAAAGUUAUGGGAUCCACCUUUAAAAAAUGGGAUACAAGUUGGAGAUAAGGAAGAACCUUCUCCCGAUUGGCAACAAUUACUCAAAAAUCUAUAUGAAAGGAUAGUAGUUUUGGAACAGGAAAAUCGGGAGCUCUCUAUAACAGUGUCUAAUCAGAAAAAUCAGCUCGCAGCUAUGUGCCUACGAAAUUGUAAUGGAGUUUACAUAUGGAGAUUGAAAUCCUUCCAAGAAAAACUCGAAGCUAUGACCAACGACCCUUUAAAAAUGUUUUAUAGUCCAGGUUUUUAUACAAGUCCUAAUGGAUAUAAGAUCUGUGCUAGGAUUAAUAUAUCAUCCAAGGACCCCGAUUAUCUGUCCUUUGUUUUACAUAUUAUGAAAUCAGAAAAUGAUGAUGCUUUGGACUGGCCAUUUAAUGGUACAAUGUUCUUUGCAUUAGUACAUCCACAAGAUUCGGAGAAAAAUAUAUGUGAAAUAACGUCGUCAAAACCAGAUCUUGAAGCAUUCCGAAAACCCACGUGCGAAUUGAAUAAACGUAGCUUUGGCUAUACAGAUUUUAUACGUUUACGCGAUGUAAUCGAUUUUCUGCAGAAUGAUACUUUAAUUUUUAGAGUAGAAGUUCACCCAAUAUGUUUAAGAUACAUAGUGUAAAUAAUCUAUUUAUGUACUUUGUUUAAAUAUAUUGUUACAACAUUUUAA
Temnothorax curvispinosus is the source of this 1218-nucleotide messenger RNA. It is a transcript of the gene Traf6, whose product is annotated as TNF receptor-associated factor 6-A. Gene Ontology annotation, cellular component: plasma membrane signaling receptor complex. Gene Ontology annotation, molecular function: metal ion binding; protein binding; ubiquitin-protein transferase activity. Gene Ontology annotation, biological process: tumor necrosis factor-mediated signaling pathway; protein K63-linked ubiquitination; positive regulation of JNK cascade. The transcript is spliced from 6 exons. The record is from RefSeq and is a predicted model, not a curated record. Lineage: Eukaryota; Metazoa; Arthropoda; Insecta; Hymenoptera; Formicidae. Bases 97 to 1170 code for a protein of 357 amino acids.